CGGCCCGGCGCGGGAGCACCGCGGGGAGUACCGGCUGGAGCAGCGCAGGGGCGACGGCCCAGCGCCCCGAAGUUUGCCGCGCCCGCUUGGGCGGCCGAGGUUUGUUUUCUUGAAAAGGCUCCAGGCUUCGGCUUGGAAAAUCCAACCGCCAAAAUUGAGCCCAGCAGCUGGAGCGGCAGCGAGAGCCCUGCCGAAAACAUGGAAAGGAUGAGCGACUCGGCAGAUAAGCCGAUGGACAAUGAUGCGGAGGGGGUCUGGAGUCCUGACAUAGAGCAGAGCUUUCAGGAGGCCCUGGCUAUCUAUCCGCCGUGUGGGAGGAGGAAAAUCAUCUUAUCAGACGAAGGCAAAAUGUAUGGUAGAAAUGAAUUGAUAGCCAGAUACAUCAAACUCAGGACAGGGAAGACAAGGACCAGGAAGCAGGUGUCUAGUCAUAUACAGGUCUUAGCAAGAAAGAAAGUUCGAGAAAUUCAAGCCGCCAUUAAGGUGUCUAGUCACAUUCAGGUUCUUGCCAGAAGGAAAUCUCGUGAUUUUCAUUCCAAGCUAAAGGAUCAGACUGCCAAGGACAAGGCCUUGCAGCACAUGGCUGCCAUGUCAUCAGCCCAGAUCGUCUCGGCUACUGCCAUCCACAACAAGCUGGGGCUGCCUGGAAUUCCACGCCCCACCUUCCCGGGGGCACCGGGGUUCUGGCCUGGAAUGAUACAGACAGGACAGCCGGGAUCCUCACAAGAUGUCAAGCCCUUUGUGCAGCAGGCCUACCCCAUCCAGCCAACAGUCACAGCCCCCAUUCCAGGGUUUGAGCCUGCAUCAGCCCCAGCUCCCUCAGUCCCUGCCUGGCAGGGCCGUUCCAUUGGCACAACCAAGCUUCGCCUGGUGGAAUUUUCAGCUUUCCUUGAACAGCAGAGAGACCCAGACUCGUACAACAAACACCUCUUCGUGCACAUUGGACAUGCCAACCAUUCUUACAGUGACCCAUUGCUUGAAUCUGUGGACAUUCGUCAGAUAUAUGACAAAUUUCCUGAAAAGAAAGGUGGCUUGAAGGAACUGUUUGGAAAAGGCCCUCAAAAUGCCUUCUUCCUCGUAAAGUUCUGGGCGGACUUAAACUGUAAUAUCCAAGAUGAUGCCGGGGCUUUUUACGGUGUGAGCAGUCAGUACGAGAGUUCUGAAAACAUGACGGUUACCUGUUCCACCAAAGUGUGCUCCUUUGGGAAACAAGUAGUAGAAAAAGUAGAGACGGAGUAUGCAAGGUUUGAGAAUGGCCGAUUUGUGUACCGAAUAAACCGCUCACCAAUGUGUGAAUAUAUGAUCAACUUUAUCCAUAAGCUCAAACACCUACCAGAGAAAUAUAUGAUGAACAGUGUUCUGGAAAACUUCACCAUUUUAUUGGUGGUAACAAACAGGGAUACACAAGAAACUCUCCUCUGCAUGGCCUGUGUAUUUGAAGUUUCAAAUAGUGAACAUGGAGCACAGCAUCAUAUCUACAGGCUUGUAAAGGACUGAACCUGGUUAUUUAUAUAUAUAGAUAUCUGUAUAUACACACACAUAUGUGCACACACACACUCUCUCCAUUAUCGAACGACUGACUGUAAACCUCACCACAGGUGAUGCCCUGCCCCCCCAGGUCACACCCUGACUUUUCUAAAUCCUGUUUGAGUGAACUUAUUAUUUUUUUCAUGUGUUCAUGCUAUCAUUGUAGCUGUGAAGUUGUGAUGCAGUUUUUUGUGUAUUCCUCAGAUCUGCAACCCACAAUUCCUUGGGGAAGGUGAAUCUUACCAGCCUAAACCUCUCUCUCUGCAGACCUGUUUCCUGUUGUGGUAGAAAAUAAUGAGACAGAGGAUUGGCCACGGAGCAUUGAUUGCCUUUAUACAAAUGUAUUUAGUUCUUUUUGUUGUUGUUUUUCCAACAUAAAAUUCUUGUUUUAAGAUACAAGUAAAAUUAAUCUUUAAAUGUAAAUUAGUACAAGAAAACUAAGAUUCUUCAGACUUAUCUUUGUAACUAAUUAGGGUGGAAGUUAUGGAAGAAUGUAAUUCACUAAAUUAUUUUUUAAAUGAAAUCUUUCUUUCUUUUUAAAACCAAAUGUUAAACUAUAGCCUUAAGAAAUACUUGGUAGAAGUAUCCUAAUGAGACAAAUUUUGUACCUUUCCCUCCCUCAAAGUUAAAACUAAUAUCCUAAUUCAUUAAACUCUUGAAACAGGUGUUGCAAAGGAAGAAAAUGUCACCCCUUAUCCUUAACAUAUAUAGUAUAUUUAAAAAUGUAAAAUUGUAUUGUACUAAUGUGAUAAUUGAUUAUUUAAUGAAAAAGAAAAGAUGGCUCUUUUUGCAAUAAGUAGAUAAUACUGAAACAAAUCUAAGCUUACAAUGUUAGUCUUGUGUGUGCAGUUGCAUUUUAUAUGGUCAACCAAAAUUUUCUAUGGAGAAGAGUUCACAUUUGAACCACUGAAAUUUAAUAACAAAAUUUAAAAAUUGGCACGAAUACUGCACUGUGAGUUGCAAAGGAUGCAGAAUCCUGUGGCUGGGAGAAAACUGUCAUCAUCUGAACAAGUGCGAGGCUCAUCAGGCUUGGUGUCUGCUCCCCAGAAUGUCACUGUCACAAGCCUCCUCACCAGCCUGUGGGUAGUGUGUUGUUGCUGGUAACCCCCCAUGCAUGGAAGCAUCUGUCCUGAUAGCUCUGUGUUUAUGCGCAUGUGGAUAUUCAGUUCUUUGAACUCCUGCCUCCUCUAGUUUGCUGGUUACUUACUCACCACCUCUCUCUUGGUCUGCGUUAUAGACAUGGGUAGAUUUUCCUUAAGGGCAUCUCUUUCCUUGACAUCUCUUCAUAAGCCUCAGGGGCACUUUAUGUGCUCCCCCACCCCUCUCCCUCUCUCUUUUCCUUCCACCCCUUUCUUGAUCUUUUCAAGCAGAAGCCCUCAUUCAGGAAGUUCUGUUUCCAAGAGAGAUUUCACCUCUCUGAUCUGAAUAUUCCAAAGCAUUGCCCAGCAGAGUUGGCCUAAGAUGGCUGGUCUGGGGUUACUUCCCUAAGUGCUUUCUCACUGGGGAAGCAAGAAAGGUUGCCCCUCUACUUCCCAGGGAUGGUAAGAGGAAAGUAAGAGUUUCCUUACACACAUGCACACACAUGCAUGCGCACACAGGAACAUGUGAACAUAAUAGAACAUGACAAAAUUUUUAAGUUAAGAAGCAUGGCGAUUUUUUUUCUUUUUUGUACCAAGGCUAUCAAGUAAAAUCCUACUUCUGCUAUAUCCAGGUGGCACACACCCCUUCUUUGCCCCAACAUCUGCUCUGACUUUGCUUUUAUUAUAUUCAGCAACUUGUGGUCUUUAGCGGUUGGGCAUGGCUGGUAUGUAGCUAAAAGAACCAAACUGGAUUGACUCUGUCUCCUCCCAGCUGCAUCCCUGGUCCCUGGGAAGACCUGAGGAGAAUGUGCAAGACUUUGUCAUUAGCAAUGUGCCUCCUUUACGUAGGCCAGCGGGGCAUUGUUUCUCUUCAGGAGAACUGCCUUGGUUCCUGGAUUCUAAGCCAGCUCUCCACGGAAUGACUACCCUGGGUUUCUCCCCUUCUGUCUGCCUUCAGAUCAGAUGUUUAAGGCUCUGUCCUGGGGAUACCACUAGUUAAUUUUUUAGGGAUGUUUCUUUAGCUUCGAUUUCCUACAUCCUUCCUCUAGAGGAAUGCCCUACUGUCCUGAGACCAGGACUAUAUGAAUGGGUACAAAUGAUCUCCUGUGGCUACAGGCCAGGCCAUCCAAGAAUGUGAUGGGGGAGCGGUCUACCACUCAGGCUCUGGGGGUUUGUUUCCCAUGUACCACUAGAGGAUAGUGGCUGGCAAUGGGGAGGCUAUGACUUCACAGAAUUAGGAUUGUGUCUGUGUGGCCUCACUGUCUAUGUCCUCUUCUUCCAGAGCCUUUC
Peromyscus eremicus (cactus mouse) is the source of this 3896-nucleotide messenger RNA. It is a transcript of the gene Tead1, whose product is annotated as TEA domain transcription factor 1. Bases 199 to 1497 code for a protein of 432 amino acids. Gene Ontology annotation, cellular component: transcription regulator complex. Gene Ontology annotation, molecular function: DNA-binding transcription factor activity, RNA polymerase II-specific; RNA polymerase II cis-regulatory region sequence-specific DNA binding. The record is from RefSeq and is a predicted model, not a curated record. The transcript is spliced from 13 exons. NCBI's taxonomy places the organism in Eukaryota, Metazoa, Chordata, Mammalia, Rodentia, Cricetidae. Gene Ontology annotation, biological process: embryonic organ development; regulation of transcription by RNA polymerase II; hippo signaling.